This is a messenger RNA of Diorhabda carinulata, 5318 nucleotides long. Its product is annotated as prominin-like protein. The record is from RefSeq and is a predicted model, not a curated record. Lineage: Eukaryota; Metazoa; Arthropoda; Insecta; Coleoptera; Chrysomelidae. The coding region runs from base 500 to 3361 and encodes 953 amino acids. Gene Ontology annotation, cellular component: membrane. The transcript has 17 exons.
UAAAAGUAGAACAUACCCAACCGUUGAUGUUUUAAUUAACAUUUACAUGCACUAGUAUUAUUUGGGCAAUUGUAGUUUCCGUUAGUUCCGGACGAUUCCGUACUAACCAUAACAAACAAACUUCUUGUUUUUCUCAGAUUUUCGGGUUGCUCUUGUUCUUUGACUCUUUAGUUUUAUGAGAAUUGUUGUGUGGUGAGGUGUACGGUAACUUAUUAUUCUCUUAAAACAAACAAUAUCCACCUGAAUGUAAUAAAAACUUGCAAUAUCUGUUUUUUACGUUAAUAAUUGUUAUUCAAGUCAUUAAACUGUGUUAAUGCGCUAUUUAUGUCACAGGAUUUUUUAAAAAGUGUUAUGUUUCUUUUAUAUCAAAGGGUGCUGCCAAAGGAUUAGUAUUGAAACUCUAACUUUGCCCUCCGCCAUUUUGAUUUAAAAACCAAAAUGACACGAUCCCGAUAGAUGCCAAUCGAUAACCGACAUUUAAUUUUGCAUUCUCGCAGUAAUGGCGCGUCAAAAACUCAAAUAUACCAUGACAGAUACGAGCAGAACCUCAACGAAUAUCGUUAGUUUAUUUUUGACGUUGUCCGUGUUAUUUUUGGCGAUCGGUGUAUCGAAUGGUAGCGGAGGAUUUUCGAAUAGCUUGGACAAAAUCAAAAACAACAUGAAAGUAGUUUUGGACGAUCUCAAAAGAGUUCUACCGACUUAUACUGAUUACGUCGAUACUCAAAAAUAUUCUUCCGGUCGGGUUACGUUUCAGACGAAAGGAAUGGCGGGAUUGUACAACGUCACCAGGCAGUUCAUCAAUUUGAUUUUACCUGCAGACGUUUUGAUGCAAGAUUUGUUGGUAUGGAAACAAUACAAUACUUAUUACUACCCUUAUUUGAACGAAGGGGUUACCAUCGGGGAUAUACUUAAGUAUUAUUGGCCAUUACUUCUGGUUCUACUGAUAUUGGUACUAAUCACUCUACUGGUACCAAUUGUUGGUUUAUUCUUCUGUUGUUGUCGGUGUUGCGGAAACUGCGGCGCCAGGACACAACCCUGUGAUAAAAGAAGAGAUCUGUGCAAAAAAGUUCUACAAGGAGCUCUAUUGAUAGCUUUGGGGACGGCCCUCCUGUUUUGUGUGGUUUGUGCUUUCGCGAGUAAUCAACAAAUUCAAGAUGGUACCAACGAGCUUCCAACUAGUCUUAGGAAUGCGUAUAACGACUCAAUUUCCUAUCUUGACAGUGCUAAAGGUCAAGCCAAGGUUCUACUGACUGAUAAUUAUGAUGAAUUUGCCAAAAUUUUUAAAGAUACCGUUGAAAAAUCUGGCAUACACGUGAUGCAACAAUUGAAUAUAUGGAGCAAUGCUACCGCUAUGAUGGAUCUGUACAAUUUCGUUGAAGCUAUACCUAAAAUAACUGAGCAAUUGGGUGAAUUAAAACGGUAUACGAAUAAUCUCAGAACUAUGGCGUCGCAAUUGAAUGACGCAAUGAGGAAAGUAAAGCGUGAUUUACUCAACGCGUUAAACAGUUGCAACUUGGAAUCGUGCGUUAAAAUUCAAAAAGAAAUUUCGAAUCUUCAAACCAAUAUCGAUUUCAACAGGCUUCCCGAUGUAACACCGGCCAUUGAUUUAUUGGGAAAAUUGAAUUUAAAUCUUCUCAAAACAGCUGCCGAAGAAGGAAAAAACAAAUUAGAUAAUAUAGAAAGGCAUAUCACUAGUAGUUUAAACGAUACAUUGAAACAAGCUUUAAAAAAAGUUGAGGAUGCAGGUAAAACUAUACAGACACAUUUGAACAACAUCCUGCAAACAAUCUCGGAUAUACAGAAGCAAAUGAGAAGUUUUGACGGUAAUUUGGAAGAAGGGUAUAAAUAUUUGCAUACUUAUUCACCUUAUCGAUACUACGGAGGUUUGGCGAUCAGCUGCGUCUUACUUAUAAUCACCAUCUGCAUAGCACUAGGUCUGAUUUGCGGUAUAUGCGGUAAACGACCUGACGGAUACAGCGAUAACUGUUGCAACAAAGGCGCAGGUAGUCAGUUUCUGAUGUGCGCCGUGAUGUUGAUGUUCAUAUCUACCCUGAUCAUUGGAAUCGUAACUAUAGGAGCUUUGAUCUCGGGCGCGGUUACCGACAGAGGAAUCUGUUAUCCAUUGAAGCAUCCUCAAAAAUCGUCCGUAUUAGAUGUCGUCGAUUCGUAUUUAACAAGGAACGUUAAAUAUGGUGAUGCCGAAUUGGGCAUUAGUAUAAGCGAAGUACUAAAUCUGUGCUACAAAAAUGAGAGCAUGUAUAAGGUGUUUAAUUUGGAAAAAAGAUUCAAUAUAGAUGAUGUAGUUAAGAAAUUUAACGUCGAAUCGAUAUUGGACGGUAUUAAAAAUCAAUUGGAUAGAAUCGUCGAUCCGCAUUUUACCAUUUUGAAUAAUACUAAUUUGAAUAUACUGAAAAAUUUGUCCAGCUUCGAUCCCGGUAUUAAUUUCGAUCGUUUCCAAGAUGAGCUGAAAGAGAACUUCACGAACAUGAGUCUAAAGAAACUCUCAGAAGUGCUGCAGAAACUUGUUAAACAAAUGGACGGUCAGAACAUGCAAACUUUACAAACUGAAUUGAAUUUGAUUAUACUUCAUAUAAACACUUACGAUGAAAAAAUUCUUGAGCCAAUGAGGACCGAAGCCAGGGAAGUGAUGGAUUUGGCCAUGCACUUGGAUUCGAGUUUAAAAAUGAAUUCUACAAGUUUUAAAGAAGCUAUAGAUAAAUUGAUACAUGAAAUCGAAGACGCUCAGAAGAAGUUGAGAGUGGAUGGAUCAAAAAUGUUGAUGGAUGCUGCUACGUCUUUUGGUAGUAUAGUAAAAGAUCAAGUCCAGAGUUACAUCGACAGAGUGAUUAUCGUAACAAAAACAAAACUUGGCGAAUGUGGACCGUUAAAUGUAGCCAUAAAUUCCACUCUAGUUUCUACUUGUGAUAAAAUUUUACAACCUUGGAAUGGAUUUUGGGUAUCAUUGCUUGCCAGUUUAUUGCUUUUUAUACCAACAAUCGUUGUAUCUGUCAAAUUGGCGUCUUUGUACCAGAAGUAUAAACAGUACGGACAAUACGUGGAAACCGAAUAUUUGUAUGAUGCCUACGCUGAUCGUGGGGACAGUGUUCCCUUGAACAGUAGAGGUGGAAAACGGGGCAAGAAGAAGAAGAAGGGAAAGAAAAUCGAAGAUAGACACCAGAUGGGCGAAGUGGUUACUAGAGAAUUCGCAGCGGGGUCCCAACCUCCGGAUUCUAGAUACGCUGAUAUGGCACCGAAACAUUGGGAAGAAUUUCCAAACGGAGGACCUCCGCAAUAUCAAAGAGCCCCCACAGAAUAUGAAAGACCACCUCCGUAUUACUAUCCCGGAUCUGGUGACCAGUAGGUGUAUAAAAGAUUGUCCUAGUUGAUGGGUGAGACUGAAGAUAUCGUAGACUGAUUUGGAAUCAAACCAUCACAACAACAAGAAGUUUUCAUUAGUUUAUUUUAAUUUUUAAACAUAUUUUCUGUAUUAUGUAUAACAUCAUGGUAGUUACGGAUGAUGUAAAAUGGGUUUUUCGUGUAAAAAGUUGUGUAUAUAUGAGUAUGUAGUUAUAUACUGUAUUGGCACUACUGGUUUUAAAGUCAUAAGCUCAAUUUUAAUGUAUAGAGUAUAAAAAGCAUUUACCAGAACAAAUCAAAUUUAAAUAUAAAUGGAAAAUUAGUUAUUGUGAUAUUUUUAUAUUUCGGAUGUUUACGAAUAGAUUUAUUCUAUAAUUUUUAUUUUUACGCCAUAAAAAUACUCGAAUUAAUUAAUUAUUAUUUUCAAAACGUUAUGGGGUUAUCUAUUGAUUAGUUUACUCAAAAUUUGAUCUCCGAUAUAGUAUUGGCUAGUCGAUUGAACAAAUUUUUUAUUCGUGCAAUGAUAUUGGACUUUUUCACAGCAGUUUUCUAGAAAAUGAGUGAAAUGAUUUAGAUUUAGAGCCCUAAACGGAUCUAUAAACUUAAAUAGAUGUCUAGUUGGAAAAAUUGACUGCUCACUCUUAUUAAAACUUAUAUCGAUGAAAAGUUUCGAUCCAAAAUGACAAUUUUUGGGUAUUUUACCUCCUGGUCACUUUCGAUUUGAUAAAUAUAAGAGAUUUUCCCUAAUGCUCAUUCGUUUGGAUAGAAAUUAUUAGAAAAUAUUUGGAUAUUUACUGUUUUCCAAUAAUUGUUUUCUUAUUAGUCAAAAAAAAAAAAAAAAAUUGAAAUUAGUUCGAUUAAUUUCUAAUUGAUGUUGAAUAAAUUUCUAAUUGAGUUAGUUGAAAUAACGGAAGUGUGAUUGUUUUCUUUUAUUAUUUUUGUAAAUACAUUCGAAAAAAAAAAUAAUUUUAUCUACGAGGGAUGAUCAGUAAAUGAAUUAACAAUAGAACACGAUGAAAAUCACAUCCUUGUAUAUUGAGCCAGGUCUCAAGGGAUGUGUUUUAUAAGCACUACUUAAACAUUAGGAAUAGGAACAUUAGGUACUAAAUUUGAGCUAAAUAGAGGUCUCUUCAGAUUUUCCGGCAAGAAAAUUACCAUUCCUUUAGCUCUAAUAUAGUCCCAUAGGGCAACGACAUCCUAUAACACCAUACGAAUAUCAGAAUAUGAUCACCAAAACAUCAUUAACAGAAGAUAAAACCUUAAAUUUCUCAUUUGUUGGUGAUUCAGGUGAUUUUACUCCACAAUCCCACCAUAAAUUCUCAUAAUUUCAUUGUAAAUAUCAAAUAGGGACACGAAUUAUGGUUUUCACUUCUACAAAAGUCGAUUUUCCUAAUUUCCUUGACUUUCAAUUGCCCAGUACCAUCUGGUUAGUUUAUUUACCUACCCUUACACCAGUUGUAUGACCAAAAUCCGUCCCCAGUUAGAAGAAAAAAAACUUCACCAUAAAAUGUAGUUCUCCGAAUGUUGAGGUUUGUAAAAUUUGUUUCUGAUCAUCCCUCGUACUAUAUGGUGUUUUAAAGCAAACUUUUUUGCUCAAAUUUGAAUGAUUAUGAUCCCAUUGAUUGAUUUUUGAAGGAUCAUAAUUGUUAUAUAAUAGGAAUAAAAAUUUUUGAAACGAUUGAUACCUACCAUAUAGUAGAAAAUUAUCUAAUUAAUUGAUUAAUAUUUUAUAUUGGGCACAAAGUAAGGUAUCACUCGAUGUAUUCUAAUUAAAAAUAUCUUAUUCCAAUUUAUAGGCGUAAAGUUUAUGUGUUCAACUUAUAAUUUGUGCUCAAUUUUCGUAUUAUGAAUUGAAGCCAAAUUUCUGCCAUAUAUUCUACCGUAUUUUAAAGUAUUUAUUACUUCUAAUGUUAAACCAUAAUUAAUUCCAAUGUUUAUAAUAAAAAUUCAAAUUCUAAAAA